ACUAAAAUGGCAAAACUUCUAACUGUGGUUGUGAUUGCUGCUGUUUUUCUGGGAGUCACCAACGGCAAACCCUCAUCAAACAGCACCGGAGGAGGCCCACCAGGAAUGGGAGGUCCUCCAGGAAUGGGGGGCAUGGGACAGAUGGGAGGCAUGGGACAGAUGGGUGGCAUGGGACAGAUGGGUGGCAUGGGACAGAUGAGUGGAAUGGGACAGUUGGGGGCUCAAGGACAGAUAAGCGGCAUGGGAGGUAUGGGCGGCAUGGGAGGUCCGCCACCAAAACCGAGUAAUUCUUCGUCUUCAUCUUAAGUGAUUAAUUAUUACAAUUGUUUUAUUCAAAUAUAGUAUUAUAA
This is a messenger RNA of Aethina tumida (small hive beetle), 350 nucleotides long. RefSeq lists its product as uncharacterized. Bases 7 to 306 code for a protein of 99 amino acids. The record is from RefSeq and is a predicted model, not a curated record. The transcript has 2 exons. NCBI's taxonomy places the organism in Eukaryota, Metazoa, Arthropoda, Insecta, Coleoptera, Nitidulidae.